Messenger RNA from Nicotiana tabacum (common tobacco), 719 nucleotides. The record is from RefSeq and is a predicted model, not a curated record. Lineage: Eukaryota; Viridiplantae; Streptophyta; Magnoliopsida; Solanales; Solanaceae.
AUGAAUCCGAAAAUUUCAGAUUUUGGCUUGGCAAGGAUAGUUGAAGGAAAAGGAACGGAGGCAAAUACAAAGAAAGUAGUGGGGACCUAUGGCUGUAUGUCUCCUGAGUAUGCACUGGACGAAUUGUUUUCCAUCAAGUCAGAUGUGUUUAGUUUCGGAGUAGUCCUACUUGAGAUAGUCAGCGGAAGGAGGAAUACAGGAUUUUAUCAAUCAGAAGAAGCCUUGAACUUGUUGGGCUAUGCAUGGAAGUUGUGGACAGAAGAAGCUGAAAUACAAUUGAUAGACAAGUCCUUACUUGAAUCUUGCAACACAAGUGAAGCAACGAAGUGUAUAAAUAUUGGGCUCCUGUGCGUACAAGAAGAUCCAAAUAAACGUCCUAACAUGUCAGAUGUUAUUUUAAUGCUGGGAGGCGAAGGUAGUAGUCUUCCACAACCUAAUCGACCAGCUUUUGUAAUAAGGACGCACACUUCUAGGAAACUUUCUUCUUCCUCCAGUAAGCAAUACAUUGUCUCCAACAAUCAGGUGACAAUUACAGUCGAAGAAGGACGCUAGCAGGGAGGGGUACUUUCAAGUGUUUGUACUCAACAUAUAUAUUUUUUUGUACUUGAGAAAUACUGGAGCAAUAUGUUAAGCCCUUAAUCUAAAAUGCUAGAGGAAGGCCAGAAAGGAAUUUGUUGUUUAGAACACUUCAGUUAACAAGUACAAAUUUGUUGUGAUAU